Chrysemys picta bellii (western painted turtle) is the source of this 731-nucleotide messenger RNA. Lineage: Eukaryota; Metazoa; Chordata; Testudines; Emydidae. The record is from RefSeq and is a predicted model, not a curated record.
GGGAGGAGCUGGCCAAGGAGCUGGCCAAGGAGCUGGAGAGGCUGCAGUCGGACCAGGCCAAGGAGCUGGAGAAGCUGAAGUCGGACCAGGCCAAGCUGAGAGCGGCAGGCACUUCCCGGUGCCAGCCUGGCUGGGAGCAGUACCGAGGGAGGUGCUACUUUUUCUCCACGACUGCCCAGCACUGGCAGGCAGCCAGAAGCUUCUGUUUGAGCCAGACUGCCGACCUGGUGGUGAUCAACGAUCAAAGAGAGCAGAAUUACUUGGCUGAUUCUGUUCGUCGCUGGAUCGGCUUCACAGAUCAAGGGACUGAAGGCGUCUGGCGCUGGGUGGACAAUACUCCUGCAGCAUUUACGUUUUGGGCCCCAGGGGAGCCCAAUAACAUGUACAGUUUGAACGUCAGAGAUGAGAACUGCGCCCACCUGCACGAGAACGGCCGGUGGAAUGACGAGCCCUGCAACUUGCACUACAGGUGGAUCUGCGAAAAAGCUGCUUCUGUCUAAAUGGCCGGAGUCCCGCCCUUGCUCUGAGCACCGGCUGAAAUGUACCUGGCCCACGAGGUGAACCGUUCCAGCCCCACACCAGUCCAUUAGGGUUACCAGCUUUCUAACAGCACAAACUGAACACCCUUGCCCUGCCCCAACCCAGCCCUGAGGCUCCACUCACACAAUCCCCCCUCCCUCCGCUGCUCGCUCUCCCCCACCCUCACUCACCUUCACCGGGCUGUGGCAGGG